Molecule: messenger RNA, 1667 nt
Organism: Salvelinus sp. IW2-2015
Lineage: Eukaryota; Metazoa; Chordata; Actinopteri; Salmoniformes; Salmonidae
Product: guanine nucleotide-binding protein G(I)/G(S)/G(O) subunit gamma-8-like
Biological process (GO): G protein-coupled receptor signaling pathway
Cellular component (GO): heterotrimeric G-protein complex
Molecular function (GO): G-protein beta-subunit binding
Source: RefSeq, a predicted model, not a curated record
UGGACCUCGAAGCCACUUCCACUGCAAUGUGUCAUUGUUCCCCUCUUAUCAGGGACUGAUUUAGACUUGGAACAACAGGUGUGUGCAAUUAAUUAUCAGGUAGAACAGAAGUCCAGAAGGCUCCGGACAGAGUUCAGUACCCCUGGUCUAGACUCUAGAGUAAAAGUUUGAUAAAAUAACAUGAAUUCAAUAAAAAAUCACCAUUUAACAGAACACAUUUCUGUGGGCAAACUAUCCACCUGUGCCCCAGCAGCAGAGAAAGGGUUAGUGUAGAAGGGCUAGCUUGUUGGGCUGGCUGGAGCCCCCUACUUGCAGUGAGACGACCAAUUAAUGCAGGAAAACACCUGCUAAUGAGACGCUUGGCAUUCAACUAUGAGGCAGGCACUGUGCCCCCUGCUGUUGUCUGGCAACCCUGCAAGCCCUGCUGGAGAUACUGACAAUCCAUGCAGUACUAUGAGUUACUGGAAGCUUACUGUAACUGCCCUUUGAGAGAUUUCACUUCACAUUCUAUAUCAGACUGUCAGGAUCACUAGCCGCACAAUGAAUUAUGAUAAUAGGCUAGCUAUAUGGUAUUAAACAUUCCGUAUUACACUCCAUCAAGAGUAUUUUAAGAUAACGAUGAUAUUCUCUCCCUUCAAUCCCAACAGAUAAAAUGUGUAGAGUCUGAUACGAAGCUUCCUCUCUUGUGUAAUCUUGCAGGUACAUAUUUGUUGAGGGAGUAUGUGGGAAAACAACCACUGGGCAUAUCUCUCAUGACACCGGUCCUGCCUAAGGCUCUUGGUUACACGCAGAUCACUGGCUUAAAUAAUUAAAUCUAAUAAGCAUUGCCCAAAUUUGCAAGAAAAAUUAUGAGAAAAAAAGUACAACCUUUACAACAAAAUUACAAUCUCUUUUCCAAAGAACGAUCUAGUUGUCUGAGGUAAACCGAUCAAAUGCUAGUCUAAUUGAUGACAAGCAAAUGAUAAAGAAAGGAAGGUCACACCCCACGUCGCCUGCUACUACUGUUGCAUUGAGCCCAACAUGGGGGUAGAAAGACAGCUAAUUAUAAGAGGAGGCAACCUAUUCAAGCACUCCUCCCCAUCUUACCCCCUAAUCUCUCUCCAUUUGGAACUCUAAGUGGGUGGAGUGUGCCUUGUUCAACUAUCACACCUCAACUGUAGAGCCCUGGAACUACCAACCCGUCUGUCUUGUUUUUGCGUUGGACCAGGCUGAGGUACAGCGAGAGGAAGCAGGAUGUCCAAUAACAUGGCUAAGAUUGCAGAUGCUCGCAAGACAGUGGAACAGCUGAAACUGGAGGUCAACAUUGAAAGAAUGAUGGUGUCCAAAGCAGCAGCUGAUCUAAUGGCCUUCUGUGAGGCUCAUGCCAAGGAGGACCCGCUGGUGACACCAGUGCCAUCCUCUGAGAACCCCUUUCGGGAGAAGAAAUUCUUCUGUGCAAUACUCUGAUCCCCACACUUAUAACCCCAAGUUUUGUGUCAUUAUUAGCAAUAAUUAAUUGCCAGUUCUAAGGAAUAAAUCUGAUAGUAACAGUGAAGAACAAUUGAAUAUGUUGGUUUUGGUAUGCCUAGUCAGGGUGAUGAUUUUGUAUUUAAAAACCUGUAUAGUAAAUGCUUUAAAUAUUUAUCUGGAUUGAUCUGAUUGACUGAAAUAAACAUUAUCGAAUUUCA